UCAUAUAUUUAUUUGUUGCUUCAUGUUCUUGAAAAGUAAGACCCAAAAUUCAGUAGACUUUUUGCAGUCUCCCUUCUCACAUUAAAUUUCCUCUCUCUCUCUCUCUAGAUUUCCGAGCCGCCGACUUACUAUACUAACCGGUUCCCAUCUCCGGUCCACAAGUUUUUCUUCAUUUGCUAAGAUAGCUCUGUCUAUUUCCGGCAGAAAGUUCUAGACGGUGAUUGACCUUUUUGGUGUUUUUGUAAUCUGGGUUUUGUUUUUGAGGUAAUUUUAAGUUAUGGGUAUUUGCUAUUUUAGCUGGUAGUUGGGCACAAAAGAAAGAAAAACGAAAAAGCAAGAUUGAUUGACUGGUAGAUACCGCAAAAAGUGAGCAAAAAAAGUUUGAUAUCAGAAAGUUGGGGGAUUUCUUUAACAUAAAUGUUAUAACGAUUUGCUUUUUGAGCAAUCCCUCCCAAAAAGAAAAUAAACUAGAAGUAAUUAUCAUGCCGGCUGACCCAGAUAAUUCAUCCGCCAUGAAUGAUUCUACUGGUUCAGGUGAAGCAAGUGUUUCUUCUUCAGGUAAUCAAGUAGUUCCACAGAAAGAAUUAGUCAAGAAAAAACGAAAUCUCCCUGGGAUGCCAGAUCCCGAUGCAGAGGUGAUUGCUUUGUCACCAAAGACUUUGCUGGCGACGAACAGAUUUGUAUGUGAAAUUUGCAGUAAAGGGUUUCAAAGAGACCAGAAUUUGCAGCUUCAUAGAAGGGGUCAUAAUUUGCCAUGGAAGUUGAGGCAGAGAACAAGCAAAGAGGUGAAGAAGAGAGUAUAUGUUUGCCCUGAACCUUCUUGUGUUCACCAUCAUCCUUCAAGGGCAUUGGGUGAUUUGACUGGAAUCAAGAAACAUUUCUGUCGUAAACAUGGUGAAAAGAAGUGGAAAUGUGAUAAGUGUUCCAAGAAAUAUGCUGUUCAGUCUGAUUUAAAGGCUCAUUCAAAGAUUUGUGGAACUAGAGAGUAUAAAUGUGAUUGUGGAACUCUAUUUUCAAGGAGGGAUAGCUUUAUCACCCACAGGGCAUUUUGUGAUGCAUUAGCUCAAGAAAGUGCAAAAACACUGCCAGAAAAACCUCCUAAUGCUAAUGAGGAGCCUAAGACAACAGCAGUUGCUUCACCAUCGCCACCACCACCACCACCACCACCACCGGCGCCUGCACCUGCCACCGAGUCUCAACCACCACCACCAGAAGCAGCUCUUCCUCCUGCAGCAGCUCCAAAGCCUUUAAUCACCCCGGCAGUUCCUCCGUCAAGUGCCGUAAUGUCAUUUAUUUCCUCUGUUCAGAAUCCAGUUGCUAAAAUUUCUGCAGAUUUGCUGGAGAAUCCGAACACAAAUCCUGCCGGGACUGCUACGAAACAGAUUCUGGAGGAAACAACAGCGGUAGCAAGCUUGACUGGAAGCUGUAGCAGCUCUUGUAGUAAUGGAAGUACUAGCAGCAGUGUCUUCGGAAGCUUGUUUGCUUCAUCAACAGCUUCGGGAAGUUUGCCAUCUCAAGCUCCUGGUUUUGCUGUUAUGUUUCGAGCCAUGCCUCCUGACCACACUCUUGAGAUGGCAUCACCUUCAUCUACAGAACCAAUUUCUCUCGGCCUAGCAAUGAACCACAGUUCAUCAAUUUUUAGACCAGCUGGGCAAGAAAGGAGGCAAUAUGCUCCUGCACCACAGCCAGCCAUGUCCGCAACAGCAUUACUGCAGAAGGCAGCUCAGAUGGGUGCAGCAGCAACCAGCUCUUCGUUGUUGAGGGGCUUUGGGGUUAUGUCCUCCACAUCAUCUUCCAACGGGCAGCAUGAAUGGAGUGGGAGACCAAUUGAUGCCAAUGGUGCAUCAUUGUCUGCAGGCCUUGGUCUUGGGCUGCCUUGUGACGCGGGUUCUGGUCUGAAGGAAUUAAUGAUGGGAACUCCCUCCGUCUUUGGUCCUAAACAUCCUACUCUUGACCUUCUUGGAUUGGGAAUGGCGGCAAGUGUCGGUCCAACGCCUGGAUUAUCUGCCCUAAUAACAUCCAUGGGUAGUAACAUGGACAUGGUGACUUCAGCUGGAGCUUUUGGUAGUGGAGAUUUCAGUGGGAAAGACUUGGGAAGAAAUUCCUGAUACUUGCUUCAUUGUCCAUAUUCGCGCUAGUUGAGAAGAAUCAGGUUUAUUCUGUAUAGGACAUGGAAUUUUAGUUGAUGCAGCAAAAAACAAGUUAGAAAUCCCAAAUAGUACCCUCAGUCCUCAAAGAAUUAAGCAUAGCAUGGCAUGAGGAAAGCUCUGAGGCAAUUGGACACUUUAAAGAUUGUUCUGCUGCCUCUUUUGUGUAGGAAAAGGGGUCUUUUUUGUGUGUGUGUACAGUAGUAGCUGAAUGUAUAGCUGCAUAAACUCCUCUGUUGUUUGUUACAAAUGAAGCUGUUAUUUGAAAAAUAUAUUUAGUAGUUAAUAUAGCCAAGAGAGGCUAAUCUGUUGGAAA
This is a messenger RNA of Capsicum annuum, 2463 nucleotides long. Its product is annotated as zinc finger protein ENHYDROUS. The transcript is spliced from 4 exons. Gene Ontology annotation, cellular component: nucleus. NCBI's taxonomy places the organism in Eukaryota, Viridiplantae, Streptophyta, Magnoliopsida, Solanales, Solanaceae. Gene Ontology annotation, molecular function: DNA-binding transcription factor activity. Bases 483 to 2108 code for a protein of 541 amino acids. The record is from RefSeq and is a predicted model, not a curated record.